AUGGUGGCUUCUGUGAAAUGGUUUCUCAGUUUGUUGUUGCUUUUUGUGUUGCUCGUUGAAGAAGAAGCUAUGGCUUCUACUUCUACACAGAUCUCUCAGUUCAGCAAUGUGGAUACUGAGACACACAGGUUAACAAGCUUUAACGAUUCAUCAAUGGCGGCAAGGCAAAAAGAAGCCGAGAAAUUGAAUGAGCGUGCUGCCGUGGCUGAUCCAAACGAGGUUGCUUCGAUGGUUGAAAUGCACAUUAAGAACAGUACUGAAAGAAGAAACCUGGGAUAUUUCUCGUGUGGGACGGGUAACCCGAUUGACGAUUGCUGGCGUUGCGACCCCAAUUGGCAGCAAAACAGGAAGCGUCUAGCAGACUGUGGUAUUGGUUUUGGAAGAAAUGCUAUCGGUGGCCGGGAUGGAAAAUUCUAUGUUGUCACUGAUCCGAGAGACGAUGACCCUGUUAACCCAAGGCCGGGAACUUUGCGUCACGCUGUUAUCCAAGAUAGGCCACUUUGGAUUGUGUUCAAGAGGGACAUGGUUAUUCAGUUGAAACAAGAGCUGAUUAUGAACAGUUUCAAGACUAUUGAUGGAAGAGGAGCGAAUGUGCAUAUUGCGAAUGGAGCGUGCAUUACGAUUCAGUAUGUUACUAAUGUUAUCAUUCAUGGACUUCAUAUUCAUGAUUGUGUACCAACCGGUAAUGCUAUGGUGAGAAGCUCAGAAACACAUUUUGGUUGGAGGACUAUGGCUGAUGGAGACGCGGUUUCUAUAUUCGGUUCAAGUCAUAUUUGGGUCGAUCAUAAUUCGUUGUCUCAUUGCGCUGAUGGUCUUGUUGAUGCUGUCGUCGGUUCAACAGCUAUCACAAUUUCUAACAACCAUUUCACCCACCACAAUGAGGUGAUUCUGUUGGGACACAGUGACUCCUACACAAGGGACAAGCAAAUGCAAGUGACAAUAGCUUAUAACCAUUUCGGAGAAGGACUUAUUCAGAGAAUGCCUCGGUGUAGACAUGGUUAUUUCCAUGUGGUGAACAAUGAUUAUACUCACUGGGAGAUGUAUGCCAUUGGUGGAAGUGCCGAGCCCACAAUCAACAGCCAGGGUAACAGAUACAAUGCUCCUGUUAACCCUUUUGCCAAAGAGGUGACUAAGAGAGUGGAAACAGCUGAAAGCCAAUGGAAAGGUUGGAAUUGGAGAUCAGAGGGAGAUUUAUAUCUAAAUGGUGCAUACUUCACAGCAUCUGGUGCUGGAGCUUCAGCUAGCUAUGCAAGAGCCUCAAGCUUAGGAGCAAAAUCGUCAGCCAUGGUUGGCACCAUGACAUCAAAUGCUGGUGCACUAGGCUGCAAAAGAGGCCGUCAGUGCUAA
Molecule: messenger RNA, 1347 nt
Organism: Lathyrus sativus (Indian pea)
Lineage: Eukaryota; Viridiplantae; Streptophyta; Magnoliopsida; Fabales; Fabaceae
Source: the annotation of a GenBank genome assembly